Molecule: messenger RNA, 1703 nt
Organism: Fonticula alba
Lineage: Eukaryota; Rotosphaerida; Fonticulaceae
Exons: 6
Coding region: 1-1587 (528 amino acids)
Cellular component (GO): extrinsic component of mitochondrial inner membrane
Source: RefSeq, a predicted model, not a curated record
AUGGCUCGCUUCGUGCGCCAGGCCGGGCUUCUGCUCGGCCAUCGGUCACAUCUGUCUGUUGGCACUCCGCGAACCCUGCCGGCUAGCCUGCGCUUUUCGGCCCGGCCACUGGUCAGCCGGGGGCUCUUUUCCACCCACACCCCGCCCGCUGCCUCCUCCUCCUCCUCCUCCUCCUCCUCGGCCUCGGCCCCGGCCCUCGGCGGGGGCAUCCCCUCGUCCGGCGCCACCGCCAACAGCGGCCCGACCGAGCCCCCCGCCGCGCCCCCUCGCAACGCCGCCCAGAUGAACAACAAGCUGAAGGGCUUCACCCAGGCGUACCUGGAAAAUGGCGGCUGUGGGACCUGUCUGCAUGGUGACAGCCAUCUUCCCUGCCCGCAUGUCGAUCGAGAGGCCCUCGGUGAGCAGGUGGCCGACACGCUGGACAUCCUGCGCAGUUUCAUCCUGGACUCCAGCGACCUGGCCGCCGGCAAGCUGAACCGGGAGUUUACCUUCCCCACCAAUGUCGGCCAGCCGGGUGCCUUCGAUGACUGGGAAGCCUUCCUCACCUCGCGUGGCUUCUACAAUGCCCACCUGACGCAGACGCAGCGCGUCCUGUCGCGGUCGCUCACCUUCCCGGCCACGGUUGCCCAUCUGUUCUCGCCGAACCGCACGUUCGAGUGCUCCUCCAGCCUCGGCGACGAUGCCCUUGCCGAGCUCAGCUCCCGUGCCAGCGGCGCCUUCAAUGAGACCAAGUCCGUGAACAUUUGCUUUGUCGGCGCCCGCGCCGAGGCCACCCUGCCGAAUGAGGCCUGGUCCCAGCUGAUGUACCUCUACCCGGAUGUCAGCUGGAACUUGAUGUUCGUCGGGCCCCACCUGCCGGAGCAGAUCCACGCCACGCGUCUGGACAUCGAUCUGUCCGACGACCCGGUGGCCGGGGCCGAGGCCGAGGCCCCCGCCGGGCAGCCGGCCGGCGGGCUUGGCGGCUUCCUCCGGCGCCUGCUGACCCCGCGCGGGGGGGAGCACCACCAGGCGGCCGAGCGGCGUGCGGCCCUCCGCCUGGGGACCCGGUCCGAGGCCCCGGUGCCGGGGCUGGCGCGCGCCCCCUCCGGCGGCAUGCGCAUGUGCCUGUCCUACUACAGCCGGCUUUACCAUGAGAUCCAUGACGACAUGGUCCUCAAUGACACCAUCCCCGAUGUGUACAUCCUCUUCAACAGCGGCGUUGGCCAUGAGGUCAAUCGCCACACUUGGCGCCCGAGCAUCGAACGCCUGCUGGAAACCACUCAGCCGCUCGUGUUCACCUCCCUCGGGUUGGAGGACUGCGAGAAUGACAUCGCCGCGGUCCAGCGCAUCGCCGAUGGCUUCGAGGAUUACCUGGCCCAGCAGUCGCUGGACAGCCUGCCGGCCGAGGGGGACCAACUGCACUCGCACCACAUGGACGACGGGGCGCCGAGUGUGAUCGACUCCCUGGACCGGUCGGUCCCGGCCAUCGAGUGGCUUGUCCAGCCGCAGCUGAACAGCUUCCGCGCGCUCCUGUGCGAUGCCAAUCCCUACAACCCGAUGGAGGUCAUCCACCCGAACUGGUCUCUCUUUGCCGUGUCGGGACGAUGAACGCGCGUGCGCAUGCGCCUAUCGCCGCCGGUGUCUCUGCCCCUCCCUCCCCGCUGCUCCCGCACACACGCGCAUGGCCGGCCUUCAAGCUGGGCCGUGAUAUGGGGGGGUAGGGG